Molecule: messenger RNA, 1641 nt
Organism: Vespa velutina
Lineage: Eukaryota; Metazoa; Arthropoda; Insecta; Hymenoptera; Vespidae
Product: TNF receptor-associated factor 6-A-like
Exons: 5
Coding region: 270-1250 (326 amino acids)
Molecular function (GO): protein binding
Source: RefSeq, a predicted model, not a curated record
UAUAUAAUGUUAACGAAUUAUAGAUCUUUAAAUUGUUCUUAUUUUAUAUAUUAAAAUUUAUAAUUUAAACUAAAUCACGUAUUAACGGUUAAUACGAAAAAAAAAAGUUCGAUUUCCCGCGCUCGUAACUAAUAUCACGCUCGCGCCAUUUUCAUCCAAGCGAUGAAAUUCGAUGAAAUCUAUUUCUGUGGACUCCAGGAACAUCACCAUCUUAGAAAGUUAGAAUCUCGACGAGAGUCAAAUGAUUCUAUAACGUCCUACCAUUCGUAAUGUCGAUAAUAAUAAAACGUUCGAUAUUACUUUUAUAUAUUUUUGUGUUGUAUUCGAUUAUCGUUAGUGCAAUUGUACCAGUUUCGAAAAAUGUUGAAAUCGAAAGCAAUGUUAGAGACGAUAAUAAUAUUAUCGAAACGCAAUAUGCAGUUUGUAAAAUUUCAACGGAGGAAUUAGUCGCAAACGCACAUGCUACCGUAACAAAAGUUCUCACAGGAGCCUGCAAUGCAAAAACAGUAGAAGCGAGAUUUGAAAAAUUAGAAAAAAAUUUAUCCGACGAAUUACAGGAGAUCAAGAUACUUCUUCGUACAUUAAUGGAACAACGUGAUACUUCUUCAAAAAUCAAUGAUACGAUUUAUCGAAAUAACAAACAAAACGUUAAAUCUAAUUACAAGAUUUUUUACAACAAUCAUAAUAUAUCUCCAAGGCAAAAUGAAAUCAAUGAAUUUAAUUAUACGAUCAAAACGGAAUCAUUGAAUAAAUCCUUAAACGUUUUUACGUAUUAUUGGGAAAUUAGGGGUUUCGAAGAGAAACUUACGAAAUGGGAUAGGACACGUUUCGAACGUAGCUCAACCUUUUACGUGGGUCAACCUGGAUACGCGAUGUAUUUAAAAAUUGUACCGAAAUAUUUUCCAGAUGGUACAGUGUUUAUAAGCGUUGGUUUAACGAGUGGUCAAUACGAUUCAUUCGUUAAAUGGCCGUUCUCUUAUAAAAUCCAAUUGUCGAUUUUAGAUCAGUCAUUAGAAAAAUUGAAAGAGGAUAGACCUUCUCGUAUUUGGGAUCCAACUGCACUUUGUACAGAAUAUUUUUGGAAACGUCCUACAUCGAUUGGUGAAACGGAUAAUCCAGAAUGUGUUGGUUUAAGUAUCCCAAGAAAUGUUAUACUCUCUAGAUUACCUUUGAUUUUUCGUACUGAUACAAGUCAUUCUCGAUAUAUUUGGAACGACAGUAUAUUAGUGAAACUUGUUAUCUAUUUUUAAGUAUUAUCGAUCUUUAAAUGUCAAUUGAAAUGACGUGGAAAAAAAAACAAAAAAAAAAACAAAACAAAACAAAAGAAAAACAAAACAAAAAAAAAGAAAAAAGAAGAAAAAAGAGAAAAAUCCAAUGUCUCGUUUUACAACAUGAAAUUCGUUUAUUAUAAUUUCUUUUACAGAUAUAACACAAUUUUUUUUUUUUGUGGCGUAAAGCAUCAAAAUUAAUUAUAAUAUAAAAACGGUAAAAACAUAUUAUCAAUUAUAUUCAUAUUUACGCGAUAUGAAUCAAUAGAUAUCGAAAUGACGCUGCGAUGACAUUAAAAACGUCAUCGUAGUUGAUAUCACAAUAUUAAAAUAAUAUAUAAAUAGAAUAAAUUAAAUCAUCGCUUUUGAUCGA